Molecule: messenger RNA, 964 nt
Organism: Oryza brachyantha (malo sina)
Lineage: Eukaryota; Viridiplantae; Streptophyta; Magnoliopsida; Poales; Poaceae
Product: basic leucine zipper 43-like
Exons: 1
Coding region: 114-662 (182 amino acids)
Biological process (GO): regulation of DNA-templated transcription
Molecular function (GO): DNA-binding transcription factor activity
Source: RefSeq, a predicted model, not a curated record
GAGAGAGCAAACUCUUCAGCAAGCAAGCAAGCAGAGCCGAAGCAAAUUAACCCUCGCCAUCUACUUCUGGCUCCAAGAGUUCUCCACCAAGCAAGCGAGCAAGCGAAGCAGCCAUGCUGCAGCACCAUUACUAUGGCGAGGUUGCCAGCCUGCACUGCCUCUCACCCCCAAGCCUACCAUUCAGCUCCCACUACCACAGCAGCAACAUGAUCACCACCAUGCCAUCCUCCCCCUUCCACUUCCCAGCGGCUACCAUCUGUGAACCCAUCCAAGAAGUGCUCCCGGUAGCGGCGGCUGCAGGCAAUUGCCCAGCCGGCUCAGGCAGCACCGACGACGCCUACCAGAUGGCGGCGGCAGAGGAGGAGCGGCGGCGGCGGAGGAUGAUCUCCAACCGGGAGUCCGCGCGGCGGUCACGCAUGCGCAAGCAGCGGCAGCUCAGCGAGCUGAGGGGGCAGGUCGUCCACCUCCGCGACGCCAACCGCCGCCUCCUUGACGAGCUCAACCAGGCAAUGAGGGGAUGCAGUGAUGUCCACUGCGAGAACGGCCGGCUCAGGAAGGAGAGGGCCGAGCUCCAGGCUAGGCUCGAGCACCUCAUGCAAGGACAGAAGAACACCUCGCCGAGCUCCUCCUCGGAGCCAUGCGAGAACAAUGAUACUGAAUAAAAUCAUUCUUAAUUAUCUCCUCAUUUUAACUACGAGGGUUAAUUAUUAUUAGUAGUAUAUCAAAUAAGACAUGUUUUGAGAUGCUUCCUUCGGCUUUUUUUUUCCUUCUAAUCUUUUAUGUAUGGGAAUAUUCUAACUGCCCCAUUAUUGACAUCUUUUUGUCAAGGUGGCUAAGAUAAAUAUGGAUUGAGCCUAUUGGCGAGUUGACAUUGAUUAGUAGCAAUAACAUAUGGAUAUCGAUGAGAAAACAAGAAGCUGCAGAAAAACAACAACAAAAGAAUUCUUACCAUUGGUUUGUUAGC